UCAAAGGCUACGUUGCCACUGACCAAAGAGAUAUGAAGCUGAAACUAUUUGUAGAUCGUCUGUCUCAGCCAUGUCGUGCAAUUCUCAUCUUCUGCAAGUUAAACGGGAUAGAGUUCGAGGAAGUCACGAUUGAUUUUUGCAAACGCGAAAACUUAUCUCCUGAAUAUCAGAAAAUCAAUCCUAUGCAGCUAGUGCCAGCAAUAGAAGUGGAUGGAGAAUUUAAGCUCUUUGAAAGUCAUGCAAUUCUGCGAUUUCUGGCUUGUGCUUUCCCUGGAGUUGCUGAUCAUUGGUAUCCUGCAGACCUGUUCGAAAGAGCACAGAUCGACUCAGUUUUAGAUUGGCAUCAUUCCAAUCUGCGACAUGGUACAACUGGAUUCGUCUUCAACAGUACAGUUGGACCUUUACUCGCUGGCCUGCCUCCGAAUUUAGAAGCAGCAGCUGAAGCUAGAAAAGUCCUCCUAGCUUCUCUUCCAAAGGUCGAAUCCUUCUGGCUCAAGAGUGAUGGACACUUUCUGCUGGGAAGAUCUCAACCAUCCAUAGCAGACCUGAUUUUAGUCUGUGAAAUUAUGCAACUUGAGGUCUUAGAUGAGAAGGUUCGCAAACAAAUAUUAGACCCAUAUAAAAAGAUUGGGAAGUGGAUUGACGAUACAAGAAAUGCAACUCAACCUUAUUUUGAUGAAUUUCAUGCCGUCCUCUUCCGAGCCAAAGAGAAGCUAAUCAAGAUACGGUCUACUGGAAGCAGUGAUGAGACAAAAAUCAAGUGAAAUUCUGCUUGAUACUCAGAGAUGGAGGAAUGCUGCUGCUGCUUGUUGAAAUCCCACAUGAUUUUCAAGCUCCUCUCCAAACAGGAUAUGGGAUCUUGGCGUAUUAAUAGUUAGUGAGAAUCCAAAAUAAAGACGAUUCGUCUUGGUUGUGUUGUGAAAGUAGUAGUAAUUUGUAUUUUCUGGUUUGGUUGCUGGCCAGGCGAUGUGAUACAAAACAGCAUAUGAAACGAAUUUGACACUGCUGUAUUAAGCCAAGGCCAAAUAAAUCAAUGUGAAAAAUCUUUUGUGUAUUA
Molecule: messenger RNA, 1057 nt
Organism: Coffea eugenioides
Lineage: Eukaryota; Viridiplantae; Streptophyta; Magnoliopsida; Gentianales; Rubiaceae
Product: glutathione S-transferase T1-like
Exons: 7
Coding region: 33-764 (243 amino acids)
Source: RefSeq, a predicted model, not a curated record